Gekko japonicus is the source of this 1198-nucleotide messenger RNA. RefSeq names its product short chain dehydrogenase/reductase family 39U, member 1 (gene SDR39U1). The coding region runs from base 107 to 994 and encodes 295 amino acids. Lineage: Eukaryota; Metazoa; Chordata; Lepidosauria; Squamata; Gekkonidae. The record is from RefSeq and is a predicted model, not a curated record. The transcript is spliced from 6 exons.
AGUCUCGGCGGGACCCUUUCCAUCUCUAUGGUCUCCCCCACCACCACCUUGCUUAGAGGAGGCUUCGUGGGGUCUCGUUGCGCCUGCGCGAUCCGCAGCCUUGGCCAUGAGAGUGAUAGUCGGGGGCGGAACCGGAUUUGUGGGCCGAGCCUUAACGCAGCUGCUGAGGAGCCGUGGGCAUGAGGUGACCGCUGUUUCCCGCCAUCCCGGGAAGGACCGGAUCACCUGGGAUGAGCUUUCCCGUUUGGGGCUCCCCCCCUGUGAAGGUGCCGUCAACCUAGCUGGGGAAAACGUCCUGAAUCCCCUUCGUAGGUGGAGCGAAUCCUUCCGCCAGGAGGUGGUCGCCAGUCGGGUGGAGACCACAAAGACUUUGGCGAAAGCCAUUGCAGAAGCGGAGCACCCACCUCGCUCCUGGGUCCUUGUCACCGGCGUAGGCUAUUACCGGCCCAGCCACACCACCAAAUACACCGAGAAUAGUCCCGGCGGGGACUUCGACUUCUUCUCUCGUCUGGUGACCCGUUGGGAGGCCGCAGCUCAAGUCCCCGACCAGGCCACGCGCCAGGUGGUGGUGAGAUCCGGUGUCGUGUUAGGCAGAGACGGUGGAGCCAUUGCCCAGAUGCUGUGGCCCUUUCGCCUCGGCCUGGGGGGGCCCAUCGGGUCGGGCCUGCAGCCUUUUCCUUGGAUCCACGUGAUGGAUUUGGCGGGCAUCAUAGCCCAUGCGCUGGAGCACGAGGGCGUCAGCGGGAUCCUGAACGGCGUCGCUCCUUCCGCGGUCACCACCAGUAACAAGGAUUUCGCCCAAGCCCUGGGAUCAGCACUCCGACGCCCCGCCGUGCUGCCCCUGCCUGGCUUUGUGGUCUCCGCUGUCUUUGGUUCAGAGCGAAGCAUCAUGUUGCUGGAAGGGCAGCGGGUGGUGCCUGAACGGACCCUGGAGAGCAGUUACCAUUUCGCUUUCCCCGACUUGCCCUCCGCCCUCCGGGACAUUCUAACCUGAUGGAGGGGAAAGGGGGGGACUAGCUUUAAUAGCACUUUCUCUGCAUGUUAUAAAGGAAGGGAGAAUCAAGGGCCGUUUCCUUUCUCCUUGGCUGUGAAGCCCUCACCGCGCCUUGUACAUAUAACGUUUUAGUAAGCUGUUCAAGAAGGUUUGUCCACUCAUGCCCUGUUUGUGGGGAAAAAACCCUUUCUCGUUCUAGAACUA